Helianthus annuus (common sunflower) is the source of this 2642-nucleotide messenger RNA. RefSeq names its product neutral ceramidase 2. Lineage: Eukaryota; Viridiplantae; Streptophyta; Magnoliopsida; Asterales; Asteraceae. Gene Ontology annotation, biological process: sphingosine biosynthetic process; ceramide catabolic process; long-chain fatty acid biosynthetic process. The record is from RefSeq and is a predicted model, not a curated record. Gene Ontology annotation, cellular component: extracellular region. Bases 206 to 2497 code for a protein of 763 amino acids. Gene Ontology annotation, molecular function: N-acylsphingosine amidohydrolase activity. The transcript has 10 exons.
GCAUCAUGUGUUGUUGUGGACUCCAAUUUUAUUGCAUCUCAUAAACCAACCAACCCACUUACUAUAUUAAUAAUACCACCCCCACUCUUCACUUCUCCGUCACUCUCCAUUCCAUUGCCUGCACUCACACGCAUUCAUAUUUCAGGGAACUACAUUGAGUCAUUGAGAUUGCUUGGAUUGUGUUCUGCAUAGCUGGUGUGGUUUAAUGGAGUUCUUUCACGCUGUAAUACAGCGACCGCGUGUAACCGCAUGGUUUUGGUUGUUGUUAAUUGUUUUUGUGAAUAAUGCGGAAAAAACCAUUGCGGCUUCCAAUUACUUGGUUGGUCUUGGAAGCUAUGACAUCACAGGGCCUGCUGCUGAUGUCAACAUGAUGGGAUAUGCUAACUCAGGUCAGACUGCUUCUGGCGUUCACAUUCGAUUGAGAGCUCGCACAUUUAUUGUGGCGGAGCCACAAGGAAACCGUGUGGUGUUUGUAAAUCUCGACGCUUGCAUGGCUGAACAACUUGUAACAAUCAAAGUCCUUGAGAGGUUGAAGGCAAGGUAUGGGGAUUUAUAUACAGAGAAAAACGUUGCCAUUAGUGGUAUACAUACGCAUGCAGGCCCCGGUGGCUAUCUGCAGUACGUAGUGUAUAUUGUCACAUCUCUAGGAUUCGUACGCCAAUCCUUUGAUGCAUUAGUUGAUGGCAUUGAACAAAGCAUCAUACGCGCGCAUGAAAACCUUCAUCCCGGAUCAGUAUACGUGAACAAAGGAGAGAUCUUAGACGCUGGUGUUAAUCGCAGUCCUAGCGCUUAUCUUAACAAUCCUGCAUCAGAACGUGUCAAGUAUAAGUAUGACGUGGAUAAAGAAAUGACCCUUUUGAAGUUUGUAGAUGAUCAGUGGGGUCCAGUGGGUUCCUUUAACUGGUUUGCUACUCAUGGAACUUCAAUGAGCCGUACAAAUGAGUUGAUCAGCGGGGACAAUAAAGGAACUGCUGCACGCCUUAUGGAAGAUUGGUUUAAUCAGAAAAAGGAUGCAAGAACUGCUAAUGAAAACCGACGCAGAGUUUCUAAUAUUGUUCAGGGUGCUCAAGUAAACCACCAUGAGCUCCUGGAACUAGCAGCGUCUUUCGAGUCUGUUUCGGGUAAACCAGUAACCAAAUACUUGAGCAUAUCGAGACGUGUUAGAAGUUCUCUUAGGACUGCAGAAAGGCCAAGUUUUGUAUCUGCAUUUUGUCAAUCCAAUUGUGGGGAUGUGAGUCCGAAUGUGCUUGGGGCGUUCUGCACCGAUACUGGGCUACCCUGUGACUUUAAUCAUAGUACUUGCGGUGGGAAGAAUGAGUUGUGUUAUGGCCGAGGACCAGGGUACCCAGAUGAGUUUGAAAGCACCAGAAUUAUUGGAGAGAGACAGUUCAAAAAAGCUUCUGAUCUUUUUACCAGUGCAUCCGAGAAAUUAAAUGGAAAAAUUGAAUUUCGUCACACUUAUUUGGAUUUCUCACAGCUUGAGGUGACAAUUCCUAAACAAGGAGGCGGGAGUGAAACGGUUAAAACAUGUCCUGCUGCAAUGGGAUUUGCAUUUGCAGCUGGUACAACUGAUGGACCCGGUGCUUUUGACUUUACGCAAGGAGACACCUCCGGGAAUCCAUUUUGGAAGUUGGUGCGGAAUGUGCUUAGAACCCCAAGUAAAGAGCAAAAAGACUGUCAACAACCAAAGCCUAUCCUGCUUGAUACUGGGGAGAUGAAGCUACCAUAUGACUGGGCGCCAUCGAUUCUCCCGGUUCAGAUAUUAAAGAUAGGUCAGAUGGUUAUCCUCAGCGUACCUGGAGAAUUCACAACUAUGGCUGGAAGACGUUUACGAGAUGCUGUUAGUUCUGUUUUUAAGGAAAAAGUCCAUGUCGUCAUAGCUGGUCUAACUAACACCUACUCCCAAUAUGUUACUACCUUUGAGGAGUAUGAGAUGCAAAGAUAUGAGGGAGCAUCGACCCUAUACGGUCCACAUACUCUCAGUGCCUACAUUCAAGAAUUCAAAAAGCUUGCAACAGCCAUUGUCUCCGGAAAAACUGUUGAAGCGGGUCCACAACCACCAGAUCUACUUAACAAGCAGAUAAGCCUGCUACCAGGUGUGGUGGUGGACUCCACCCCACUCGGAGUCAAGUUUGGGGAUGUCAAGACUGAUGUCCCCAAAAAUUCCACUUUCAAAAAGGGCGACACAGUGACCGUUGUUUUCUGGUCAGCAUGUCCUCGAAAUGAUCUCAUGACCGAAGGUACAUUCGCUCUAGUGGAGUUACUCCAAGGGCAAGACACGUGGGUCCCAAUCUACGAUGACGACGAUAUUUGCCUUAGGUUCAAGUGGUCUAGGCCUUCAAAACUCAGUGCUAAGAGUCAUGCUACUUUAGAAUGGCGUAUCCCACAAUCGGCUGCACCUGGGGUUUAUAGAAUGAGCCAUUUUGGUGCAUCCAAGAACCUGUUUGGAUCGAUCAGCCAUUUUACUGGCUCGUCAAACGCCUUCGUGGUUAAAUAAAUUUCAGCAUAUUUGAACUAGUUUGGGAUCAAAAACUUGGUAGUGCAUAAAUUCAUUGUACACGAGCUAUUGUAUCAUGUAAUUUAUGUGUUUAUACAAAAGUUAAAUUAUAAUAUAUCAUCUUUUUGUAGUUCUUUCUAUUAAA